AUGGUGCGGACCAAAGCAGACAGUGUCCCAGGCACCCACAGAAAAGUGGUGGCUUCUCAAGCUCCCAGGAGGGUGCUUGGUUCCUCCACCUCUGCCACUAAUUCUAUGUUGCUUUCAUCGAAGCAAGCUGAAAAUAAGUAUGCAGGAGGGAAUCCAGUUUGUGUGCAUCCAGCUCCCACGUGGCAAAAAGGCAUUGGAGAAUUCUUCAGGCUGUCCCCUAAAGAUUCUGAAAAAGAGAAUCAGAUUCCUGAAGAGGCAGGAAACAGUGCCUUAGGAAAAGCAAAGAGGAAAGCAUGUCCUUCGCAACCUGAUCCCACAGAUGAUGAAAAAGAAUAG
Cynocephalus volans (Philippine flying lemur) is the source of this 336-nucleotide messenger RNA. Its product is annotated as PCNA-associated factor-like. Gene Ontology annotation, molecular function: chromatin binding. The transcript has a single exon. Gene Ontology annotation, biological process: regulation of cell cycle; translesion synthesis. The record is from RefSeq and is a predicted model, not a curated record. Lineage: Eukaryota; Metazoa; Chordata; Mammalia; Dermoptera; Cynocephalidae. The coding region runs from base 1 to 336 and encodes 111 amino acids. Gene Ontology annotation, cellular component: nucleus.